This is a messenger RNA of Sorghum bicolor (sorghum), 1115 nucleotides long. Its product is annotated as ethylene-responsive transcription factor 1B. Gene Ontology annotation, molecular function: DNA binding; DNA-binding transcription factor activity. Gene Ontology annotation, biological process: regulation of DNA-templated transcription; ethylene-activated signaling pathway. The coding region runs from base 62 to 946 and encodes 294 amino acids. The record is from RefSeq and is a predicted model, not a curated record. Lineage: Eukaryota; Viridiplantae; Streptophyta; Magnoliopsida; Poales; Poaceae. The transcript has a single exon.
GGAGGAGGAGGAGGGAGGAGGCAGGAGCAGCAGGCAGCAGCGCAUCGUCUCGUCUCAUCUCAUGGUGAGCAGCACCUCCCACUCCCAGAAUUCAAACAACUCCCCGCCGCCGCCGCCGCCUGUGCACCUCAGCACCGGCAUCGUCGGCUUCCUCGCCCGGCGGCGUGCCGCCAUGGCGACGACACACCACCCAUCAUCCUUCCAGUUCCAGCAGCCCCGCGUGGCAGCGGCACCGCUGGACUCGCCGGGCUCAUCCACCAGCUCUGUCGACUCCUCCGCGCCGUGGAGCUGCAUGGCUCAGGCUCAGCAGCAGCACCGCGCGCCGCCCGCUCCCGUGCUCCCAUUCGACAGCAACGACACCGACGAGAUGGCGCUGCUGGACAUGAUCGCCGGGCAGGGCCAGGAGGAGGCCGGCUUGGUCCUGGCGACGUCGAAGCAGGAAGAAGCAGAGGCGAACAAUGGCACGGGAGGAGCCGUGGGGCCUGGCGCUGGCGCUGGCGCUGGCGGCCGGCCGUACCGCGGGGUGCGCAAGCGUCCGUGGGGCAAGUUCGCGGCGGAGAUCCGGGACUCCACGAGCAACGGCGUGCGCGUGUGGCUUGGCACCUUCGAUAGCGCCGAGGCGGCAGCGCUGGCGUACGACCAGGCGGCGUUCGCCAUGCGUGGCGCCGCCGCCGUGCUCAACUUCCCCGUGGAGCGGGUCCGCCAGUCCCUCGAAGGAAUGGGCAUGGGCACGGGCACGGACUCUGGCUCGCCCGUGGUGGCGCUCAAGCGGCGGCAUUCCAUGCGGAUGCGGGUGCGGCGGCCAGCGAGCCGGAGCCGGAAAGCCAAGGCGGCGACAAGGAGCGAGGUGAUGGAGCUGGAAGACCUCGGAGCAGACUACCUGGAGGCCCUGCUGGGCGCCACCGAGGAGUCGGAGUCUUUGUGCCGGACCCACCACUCCAUCUGAACCUCAUCACGUGCUACCUCCUGCCUAGCUAGGCAUGCAAGUCAAGAUCAAGAAUGAUUUGUGUAGCUAACAGUAACUCUUUUUUUUUAAAGUUUGAAGAGACGAGAGAUAAACGUGCUUAUGCAUGUUCUUGAAAGAGUGUAAAAGAAAAAAAAAGAGUUUUGGGACA